Molecule: messenger RNA, 2065 nt
Organism: Engraulis encrasicolus (European anchovy)
Lineage: Eukaryota; Metazoa; Chordata; Actinopteri; Clupeiformes; Engraulidae
Gene: parla
Product: presenilin associated, rhomboid-like a
Exons: 10
Coding region: 80-1312 (410 amino acids)
Cellular component (GO): membrane
Molecular function (GO): serine-type endopeptidase activity
Source: RefSeq, a predicted model, not a curated record
CAGCGCUAGCUUGUCUAUGGGUUUGACACACUGCAUCAGAACCAUGCACGCUGUCAAUACAUCAUUUUGAACAUCAGGAAUGGCGCAUUGGGCACAUGUAAAUAAAUGGACUAAACUACAGUUCAUAACGCACACGUCAGUCCUUUCGCCAAGUAAAAGACUCAUCCUUAAUCCACAGCAGAGAUGUGGUUUCCGAAAAGUGCAAAGGAAGGCUGAGACCAGAAAGGGGGCUCCUGAGGAAUUUGGUCCUUCUGCUGCUGAGGAGGCGGGGUUGUCACGGAAAAAUGCCCCAGAGCCCCAUCUCCCUCCAAAGGUGCCUCCUGCAAACCCACGGAAGCUCUUCAAGCCUUUGAUGUUCACAGUUGGGUUUACAGGCUGCUCGUUUGGUGCGGCUGCCAUCUUGCAGUACGAGUCUGUCAAGUCGCGUUUGGAGAGUCUUCUGGAGGACAGCGAGAUGGAGAAGAUGGAGAGGUUUCAGACUCAUGACACAGCUUACUGGCACAACUGGUGGAAUCAGCUGUCAGACUUCCAGCGGCAGGUGAUACUGCUGAUGUCCAUAGUGGAUGACACGUGGAAUGGGCUCAGCGAAGGUCAAAAGGUCGCCACAGGCAUCAUAGCUGUGAAUGCUGCCGUGUUGUGUUGCUGGAGGAUCCCAGCCUUACAGCGGACCAUGUUCAAGUACUUCACCACAAACCCAGCCUCAAAGACUCGCUGCGUGCCCAUGCUACUGUCUUCCUUUAGCCACUAUUCCGUCUUGCACAUGGCGGUGAACAUGUACGUGCUUUGGACCUUCUCCACUACCGCAGUCUCCGUACUCGGGAGGGAGCAGUUCCUAGCCAUGUACACAUCUGCAGGUGUCAUUUCAACAAUGGUGAGUUAUGUCUGCAAGACGGCUACAGGACGCCUGCACCCCUCUCUUGGAGCUUCUGGAGCUGUCAUGUCGGUUUUGGCUGCGGUCUGCACCAAGAUGCCAGAGGCUAAGCUGGCCAUUGCCCUGAUACCCAUGUUCAGCCUAACUGCUGGCAGUGCCCUCAAGCUUCUGGUUGCCAUGGACACAGCCGGGCUGGUUUUGCGCUUAAGGAUGUUUGACCAUGCAGCCCAUUUGGGGGGAGCUCUGUUUGGAGUGUGGUACAUAGCGUAUGGCCAGGAGCUGCUGUGGAAGAGCAGGGAGCCGCUGGUGAAGUUCUGGCACGACCUGAGGAAAGGGAUGGCAGGCCCAAACAGCGGCCCGCCCAGAGAUCGAGGACAGAAGGGGGGUGGCGGAAAAGGAGGAGGAGGAGGAGGAGGAGGAGGAGGAGGAGGCCAAACAUAGCUCCUAGACCAGUGGUUCUCAACCUUUUUUGAACAAGCGCCCCCUUGGACCUCAUCAUAAACCUCCCAAUGCCCCGUUGACCUCUACCUAAGUCUGCCAACGCCCCCCUUUGUAUUGAAAAAUAAAAUGGACUAAUGCCCCCCAACUGUAUCCUUCUCAACGCCCCCCCCCCCCAGUUGAGAAACACUAUCCUAUACGGUCCUAUACUGUCCAACCAUCCUCACACUGAAGUCCUAGCACAGCCUAGAGUGCAGCUCCACACAAUUGAAUACCUCUUUCUACAUCAUGUUUUCUAGUUGGACAAUGAGUCUGUGGUAGUCACCGAUCUCACCACGGAUAAAGACAGGGAUGAAGACUUUUGCAGUAACACUCCCGUCAUGGGAUAAAUGAUGAGUAUUUUGAUUAAUGUUUUAAGAGUGUGCAUGUGUGAGCGUGUGUGUGUGUGCGUGUGUGUGCGUGCGUGCGUGUGCGUGUAUGUGUGUGUGUGUGUGUGUGUGUGUGUGUGUUCCCGUGCGUGCAACCUCAAGCAUGCAUCUGUGUGUCCGUGGCAGAAAGAAGGAGUAAAAUGAGUGUACUAGCACUAUGUUUUCAUGUGAGAACUUGAUAUUUUAUUUUGAAAGCCUUGGUCGUGUGUCCUGGGUUCUUGAAUGGUGUAUACCAUAGGCCUUGUUUAUAUUUACUUCCUUACGAAGUACAUGAGAUCAAUGAUCAGCUUUGUCCUGACCAUAGAAAUUAAAUCAUCCCAUACACAUC